Metarhizium album ARSEF 1941 is the source of this 2793-nucleotide messenger RNA. Its product is annotated as Actin interacting protein 3. Gene Ontology annotation, molecular function: cytoskeletal regulatory protein binding. Gene Ontology annotation, biological process: establishment of cell polarity. The coding region runs from base 1 to 2793 and encodes 930 amino acids. The record is from RefSeq and is a predicted model, not a curated record. Gene Ontology annotation, cellular component: cytoplasm; cell tip. NCBI's taxonomy places the organism in Eukaryota, Fungi, Ascomycota, Sordariomycetes, Hypocreales, Clavicipitaceae. The transcript has a single exon.
AUGCCGCUGUCACAAAUCGAAAAGAGUGUCACACAUUUACUUGUCGCCACCAAGCAGCUGCUUGAAACUUUGACACAGUGGUCCCGUGGCCAGGCCACUGACACGCAGGUUUCCGACGUCUACGUUCGCCUCGGCUACGAGUUCAACAUGGCAUGCCGGGCAUUCACUGCCAUCAAUGUCGAUACCUCCGACCUGGGGAAUGUUCCUGAUUCAUUAAGACACAUCUUGGAGGCCACCCUAAGCCAAGAAGCUAGCGCGGAAAGUCUGGAAAAGUAUCUUCCACGCAUUCGAGACAUCAUCAUUAAUUUGCUCCACGGCUUGAAACGCAAGCAGCAGCGAUUACGGCAGAAGCAGGGAAGGGAGCGGGAUGCUAGUCUGCCCGAGAGAACCACAAGCGUCAGUACAGCGGCGAGCGGCACCAGUGGUUUGACGAACUUGCUGGACGAGGGUUUCGAAAACGGCUAUCGACCUGACGCGUCCCAGCGUGGGGAGUCCAGCCAACAAACGAACAACGGCACAUCGCUGAGCCGUCGUCAUCCCCAGCGGGACCAGGCCCCUGCCCCUAAUGCGCCAGAUCAGCCGACUACAAUGCAGGAUGCUCCUUCGCUUCCACCUUAUCCAGCCGAAAACACCACCAUGCCUCCAUCUUCCUCUGCUGGCGAUUUGAACAUCGACGCCUUCCCGCCGCCUCCGCCACCGCCACCAGACAUGCAGUCAAGCGCUUUAGCGGCUCUACAGAAGGGGGGUGAUUUGGAGCGUCGAGCAUCUCGACGAUACUCUCAGUAUCAGAUUUCAAAACAUUUGGGCGGUGCUGCAAACGCUGUGCCCAUCCUGCCGUCACAAACAACGCCCAUUCCGAACAGAGGGAGAGGAGAGGCGAGAGAAUCAUUACGGGCAGUACAGUCCCGGGAGUCUGUGCAACAUAAACGCAGCCUGUCAAGUCAGCCAAAACCUGCUGUUGUGGAGUCUCCUCCAUCUCGUAUGCCAGGCGUUCUGGGAGACUCUGUUUCGCCUCCUCGGCAGUCCAACCGCCCUGUGGACUCAAGUAACAGUCCAGCUGCACAAACACCGCAAGAGGAUUACGCGCCAAGUUCAACAUUGAACGGCCCUCUACAGGAUCCUCCAUUCACGGGGAAGAGUCUGCGAUCAGGGCCCGACGUCAAGCGUACGAGGCUACAGCCAAAGCCGGAUGAGACACCGACCCUCUCGCAUCCCACAGAGCCCAAACCUGGUGAAUCAUUCUUCCAUGUGUCCCCUCCGCUAACUCCAACCAAAGACCUGACGUUGUUCCUCCAAUACAAAUCCAAGGUCAAGAAGAUUGUCCUCGCCGAAGGACGAGACGAGCUAUCAAUCGGCAGGUUGCAACUGGCAUUUAUUGAAAAGUUUUCAUGGAACACGCAACAUAAUGGCACUGAUCUACCUGAAAUUUAUAUUCAAGACCCCGUGUCCGGUGUUCGACAUGAGCUGGAAGAUUUAUCAGAUAUCAAGGAUAGGACUGUUUUAGUUCUUAAUGUGGAACCACUUGACGAGGUCAAGCGACAUUUUGAUGACGGACUUCUGGCCCUGACCAAGAUUGUUCAAUCCAUGAAGCAGAAUGUCGAUGACCAAGGAACUACACUUCAGCGAGUGUCUGACAGACAACAAGAAACAGCAACGGAGUUGGCUCGCUUGGCAACCGCCUCACCUGUCUCGCCGGCGGCAGAAGGCGGAGUGAGGAUGCUCCCUGGCGCCGGCCGUAAGCUGCACCCUGGUCAGGCUGGCGAGCUUCAAAGUCUGCGCCGCGACCUGGCUGUUUUGCGACAGACUUAUUCUUCCUUCCAGUCAGAUGUUCAGAACUCGAUGACGGCCAUCCGACAGAAGGCUGCCAACGUGAAGUCCGCUGCGUCCAAGGCCGCCAUCCCUGAUAUCGAAGGAAACGCUGGCUAUUCAUACUUGAUCUCUGGGCGAAAACAGCUCAACUCGGAUUCAGAUCGUCUGGUUGGCAAGGUGGAUGACCUGCAAGAUUUGAUCGAGGACUUGCGCAAGGAUGUUGUUCAUCGCGGAGUCCGCCCUCUUCCCCGCCAACUGGAAAGUGUUGCCAAGGACAUUACAAAUCUGACCAGGGAGCUCAAGAGAAUGGAGGACUACAUGGCCAACGAAAAGCCCAUCUGGACCAAGAUCUGGGAGAAGAAGCUAGAGGAUGUAUGCCAAGGUCGAGACGAGCUGCGCCUUAUGGAGGAUCUCAUUGUGGACCUCAAGGACGAUUUGGACAAGGCAUCAGAGACCUUUACUCUGGUUGAACAGGCCACCAAGGAGCAGAUGAAAGACAACGGCACUGGUGCUAGUGCAGGCACGGCACGACAGUUCUCCAGGGGUCUAUCAAAUCUCGGCAACAGCCUGGAUCAAAACGCCGCCAAGGAGGACAUGCUGGGAGAAGUACGAGCUCUGCAGCCGAAUCAUGAGAACCGGCUAGAAGCCAUCGAACGAGCCGAGAAGCUCAGGCAAAAGGAAUUGGAGGGCCGUAGAGGCAAUGCCAUGUUGCGGGAAAUCACCACUUACGUCCAAGACGGCAAGCUAAAGAAGUCGGGUGGCUUUGAAGAGGUGGAACGCGCCAGAAAGGCCAAGGAUGACAGGAUUCGCCGCGAAGUGUGGGAACGCCAAAACGGUAUUGUCCCUGAGAAUCCAAUUGGAGAAGAGGAGUUGAAGCGAGAAGAACCGGCCGAACAAUCUGCUGAUGGCGAGGAAUUCCAUGAUGCUACACCGACGCCCGCGACUGAAAAUGAGGCCCCGGUAGCAGCUGAGACUGAUGCCUAG